This is a messenger RNA of Manis javanica (Malayan pangolin), 3538 nucleotides long. It is a transcript of the gene HK3, whose product is annotated as hexokinase 3. Gene Ontology annotation, biological process: glycolytic process; glucose 6-phosphate metabolic process; glucose metabolic process. Lineage: Eukaryota; Metazoa; Chordata; Mammalia; Pholidota; Manidae. Gene Ontology annotation, molecular function: ATP binding; glucokinase activity; D-glucose binding. Gene Ontology annotation, cellular component: mitochondrion; cytosol. The record is from RefSeq and is a predicted model, not a curated record.
CUUCAAGGUUCAGCCUCAGCUUGCCCUGCCCACUCUAGGGCUGAGUUAGUCUCUUCCUCUUGUGUUCCUGUAUUGCCUCUCACUCAGAACUUCCACAUUUUGGAACAUUGUCCAUUGUACUGCAUAUUUCUUAGUUUAGGCUCCUCCAGCUCCUUUCUAAAGGUGAGCUACCACCUCAAAACUCAGACUCUGGAGUGUUUGUAAAAUAGAUGGAACUCCCAGCAUUGCAAAGGGGACGUCCCAGGGUCCUUAACCUAGUUCAGGGCUCCAACUUCCUGUGGUCUUGCUUAAGUUUGCAUGAUGGCUCUGCCUACUCUGGACUCUUCUUAGGGCAGACUCAGAAGGAAGUGCACCUUCCUGAAUUAGCUGGUGUCUGGUAAGUGGUGGCUGAGGAAGAGGGUGGGACAUAAUAACUCAGGUCACCUGUGAGUUUCACUUUUGGGUGCAAACCAGGUCAGUGUGAUGCCUCACACAGAGAGAAGAGCUCAGGCCUGAGAAGAUUGAACAACUGCUGCUGCUUCCCGGUGGCCACGCCCCAUUGUGGAACCACAUGGACUCCAUUGGGCCUGUAGGGUUGCAGCAAGGGGAAGGAACCCCUGGCUGUCCCCAGGACAGUUUGCUGUACCCCUCAGACAGCUCUGAGCUGGUGCAGGAUUGCCUGCAGCAGUUCAAGGUGACGGAGCCACAGCUGCAGCAAAUUCAAACCAGCCUCCUGGGCUCCAUGGAGCAGGCACUUGGGGGACAGACCAGCCCUGCUCCUGCUGUCCGAAUGUUGCCCACAUACGUGGGGUCCAUCCCACAUGGCACUGAGGAAGGAGACUUUGUGGUACUGGAGCUGGGGGCCACAGGGGCCUCACUGCGUGUUCUGUGGGUGACCCUGACUGGCACUGAGGGGCACAGCAUGCAGCCCCAGAGCCAGGAGUUUGUGAUCCCCCAAGAGGUGAUGCUGGGUCCUGGUCAGCAGCUCUUUGACUUUGCCGCCUGCUGCCUUUCUAAGUUCCUGGAUACACUCCCUGUGGGCAAUCAGGGUCUACAGCUUGGGUUCAGCUUCUCCUUCCCUUGUCACCAGACUGGCCUGGACAGGAGCACCCUCAUUUCCUGGACCAAAGGUUUUAGGUGCAGUGGUGUAGAAGGCCAGGAUGUAGUCCAGUUGCUGCGAGAUGCCAUCCAGAGGCAGGGGGCCUACAACAUCGAUGUGGUUGCUGUGGUGAAUGACACAGUAGGCACCAUGAUGGGCUGCGAGCCAGGGCUUGGGCCAUGUGAGGUUGGGCUUGUUGUAGACACUGGUACCAAUGCGUGUUACAUGGAGGAGGCCCGGCACGUGGCAGUGCUGGACGAGGACCGAGGCCGAGUCUGCGUCAGCAUUGAGUGGGGUUCCUUCGGUGGUGAUGAGGCCUUGGGGCCAGUGCUGACUACCUUCGACCGCACGCUGGACCUCGAGUCUCUGAAUCCUGGUGCCCAGAGGUUUGAGAAGAUGAUUGGAGGCCUAUACUUGGGUGAGCUGGUGCGGCUGGUGCUGGCUUACCUCACCCAGCAUGGGGUCCUCUUUGGUGGCUGCACCUCUCCUGCCCUGCUGAGCCAAGGCAGCAUCCCCCUGAAGCAUGUGGCUGAGAUGGAGGACCCCUCAGAUGGGGCCACCCGCGUGCACACUAUCCUGCAGGACUUGGGCCUGAGUGUGGGGGCCUUGGAUGUGAAGAUUGUGCAACAUGUGUGCAUGGCCGUGUGCACAAGGGCUGCCCGGCUCUGUGCCGCCGCCCUGGCUGCUGUCCUCUUCCGCCUCCAGCACAGUAGGGAGCAGCAGAUGCUUCAGAUUGCUGUGGCCACUGGAGGCCAAGUGUUUGAGCAACACCCCAGGUUCCUCAGUGUCCUGCAGGAGACAGUGAUGCUCCUGGUCCCUGAAUGUGAUGUCUCCUUCAUUCCCUCUGUGGAUGGGGGCGGCCGGGGCGUGGCAAUGGUGACUGCUGUGGCUGCCCGCCUGGCUGCCCACCGGCGCCUGCUGGAGGAGACCCUGGCAGACUUCCGGUUGAACCGGGAACAGCUGGCAGUGAUACAGGCUCAGAUGCGGAAGGCCAUGGACAAGGGGCUCCGUGGGGAGGCCUCCUCCCUGCGCAUGCUGCCUACUUAUGUCCGGGCCACGCCUAAUGGCAGCGAGCGUGGGGACUUCCUGGCCCUGGACCUUGGGGGCACCAACUUCCGGGUCCUUCUGGUGCGUGUUGCUACUGGAGUUGUGCGGAUCACCAGCCAGGUCUACUCUAUCCCGGAAUACGUGGCCCAGGGCUCUGGACAGCAGCUCUUUGACCACAUCGUGGACUGCAUUGUGGACUUCCAGCAGAAGCAGGGCCUGAGUGGGCAGAGCCUUCCCCUGGGUUUCACCUUCUCCUUCCCAUGCAGGCAGCUCGGCCUGGACCAGGGUAUCCUCCUGAACUGGACAAAGGGUUUCAGUGCAUCAGACUGCGAGGGCCAAGAUGUCGUGUGUCUGCUGCGGGAAGCCAUCAGGCGCAGACAAGCAGUGGAGCUGAAUGUGGUUGCCAUUGUCAAUGACACAGUGGGGACCAUGAUGUCCUGUGGCUAUGAGGACCCCCACUGCGAAGUCGGCCUCAUUGUUGGUGAGGAGGGCCCUGCUCUUUUUACCUCCAUGCCUGAUGUUAAUUCACUGUCUCCUGUUGAUUCCUCAGGGACUGGCACCAAUGCCUGUUACAUGGAAGAGCUCCGGAAUGUGGUGGGUGUGGCUGGGGACUCAGGCCACAUGUGCAUCAACAUGGAGUGGGGUGCCUUUGGGGAUGAUGGCUCUCUGGGUGUGCUCAGCACCUGCUUCGAUGCAAGUGUGGACCAGGCAUCCAUCAACCCCAGCAAGCAGAGGUUUGAGAAGAUGAUCAGUGGCAUGUACCUGGGGGAGAUUGUCCACCACAUCCUCUUGCAUUUGACCAGCCUUGGAGUUCUCUUCCGGGGCCAGCAGACCCAGCGCCUUCAGACCAGGGACAUCUUUAAAACCAAGUUUCUCUCUGAGAUUGAAAGUGACAGCCUGGCCCUGAGGCAGGUCCGAGCCAUCUUGGAGGAUCUGGGGCUCCCCCUGACCUCAGAUGAUGCCCUGAUGGUCCUGGAGGUGUGCCAGGCUGUGUCCCAGCGGGCCGCCAAGCUCUGUGGGGCAGGUGUGGCUGCUGUGGUAGAGAAGAUCCGUGAGAACCGAGGCCUGGAAGAGCUGACUGUGUCUGUGGGGGUUGAUGGGACCCUCUAUAAACUACACCCCCACUUCUCUAGCUGGGUGGCAGCCACAGUAAGGGAGCUGGCCCCUCGCUGUGUGGUUUCCUUCCUGCAGUCGGAGGACGGAUCUGGCAAAGGUGCAGCUCUGGUCACUGCUGUUGCCUGCCGUCUUGCCCAGAUGGCCCACGUCUGAAGAAUCUUCAGGAAUUUGCUGGACCAGGGCCUGGAACCCACUUGUCUCCAGCCAGCCUAGCCAUCCACGACUUCCAGGAUAGCCCAUAUGUGACCCCUCUGUGGCUACUGGCCUCAACCGCUUGUUUUCCCCAAGAGAAAUAGC